AUGCGUAUAUUUAAGGGCUUUAUUUUCGCCAUUUUUCUUCUGAUUGGAAUCAGGUGUUCUCCGGUAGAUGGUCCGAGAUCACUGACGCGAGAUAAUUUAGAAUCUCAGGAGAUUCGGGAACUCGUUAAAUCCGCUCUGAGAUCUUCAAGUCCAUGUUUCGAGUUGGUCAAUAUUAAGAGUGGUACGGUGCAUAUUGAAAAUGGAAUUAAAUAUCAAUUCCAGUUGUUGACUGCUCCAAAACCCUCUUGCAAUGCAACCUACUAUGGAAAUCACAUUUCAAAUCUCACAGUUCACCUUCCAGCAAGUCGGUUCGCUAGGCCUGUCUUUGCAAUUGGUUGA
Molecule: messenger RNA, 339 nt
Organism: Rodentolepis nana
Lineage: Eukaryota; Metazoa; Platyhelminthes; Cestoda; Cyclophyllidea; Hymenolepididae
Source: the annotation of a GenBank genome assembly